CUGUCAAGAGGUUUUGUGCAUGUUUCGGCCAGCAAAGGGCUCCGCUCGCUUUUUUUUUCUAGUGGUUGCUUCACGCGCUCACGGUAGUAGUUAUCGCGCUAGGCUAGCCUGCAGACUGACAAAUUCAGUUGAGACGGGGCUGAGCGUCAGAUGUAGAAGCCAAGGGAAAGAGAGGAGGCUAGAGACGGAGACCAGUUGAAAACCGUACUUGUCAAGUUCUUGGACCGACGGUGUAAGGCGCCGCACAUGAGCUCUACAAUGAUUCAGAGGAGUGGGGAAAGUGGCCUGUAUUGAGGCUACAAAGAAAGCAUGGAACAGGGGGAGACGAAAAAUAAUCCUGAAUCAUCACCAGACACAGACUCUGUGGCGCAUGUAGAGGAUAGUGCUUUGGCGCCCUCAUGUGGCGACCAAGUGGACAGCACAGGUGAUGCGAAUUUGGAGUCCAUGUCGUCAUGCCAGGACAUCAACAUGAUGGAUCAGAAGCUCAGACCCAUUGAACAGCAAUUCCAGUACCUGCUGACUAAAGCAGAUGAGUUUCAAACAAACCUUUUAUACAGGAGUGACAUUCUGCAGAAGGAAAGCUUUGCUUGCGUGGUUCCUACUUUCCUGCGGACCUGUCAGCCCUACUUCACUUACCUGGAGUCGACCGCUCGCAGCACCCUGCCCCAGCGCAGGCCUCUACCCAUGUACAUCCGCUCACGAUUGUUAGACUUCUCCCAGAAGCUGUGUGCGAGGCUGGAGCAGCUGGUCUUGACCUGUGCCUCCUUUGACUUUCUCUCUCUGGAGGAGGCUGAGCCGGCCAGUGUCUCCCAUUUCUACAUUGGCAAGUGUCAGAUAGACCGUGUGGGACUGUCCAUAUACAGGUACUGUCGUCUAGCCCCGUACCUGGCUGGGGUCCACACUGGCCUGUACAAACGCAUGCGCUGGAAUGUGGAGAGACCCAGCGAGAGCCUACAGGAGGAAACGGGUGGCGAGAAGGAAGGACAUCCAGAGGAGGACAGGCCAGUAGCAGGGAAAGAGCGAGCCACAGAGACAGAGUACAGCUACUUCCUGUGCUACGAGGAAGUCCCUGAGGAGCCAGCUGAGGGGGGCGAUGGAGAGGGUAAAGGGGAGACGGUUGCUAUAGGCAAUGUGGUUAAGAUGUGGUCAAUCGGUCAGUGGGUCCAAACGCAGCCUGAACCCAUAAAAGAUGACAUCUACGAAUGGGUGUUGUGCUGGGUUCCACAGGCUGGGUACCACAGGAUAUUGUGUCUGGGAGCGGAGGAGCCCUCUGCCUGCACCGCUACUGACUGCCUUGUGGGGGUGUUGUUUUCUCAACAGAGCCCAGUGGCAGGCCCCAGUCAUGAAACAACAUAACAGACAAGCCACUGUUCUAGUACUGCCUUUGGUCAUAUCAUGUUCUCGUUGAUUAAAGGAUUUAACAUGACUUAUUGUUAGUUUUACAUUGUGUUAUGUUCGGCUAAUGUUUUCAAAUCUAAGUAACUGUUGGGAAGGACUUUAAGGGCUGAACUCUCGUUCCUACUAGCCAAUGUUUUCCUUAUGGUUCCUUAGGUAUUGUAUAAAAACAAAUAUAAUUUAUAAAGACAGCAAGUUUUAUUACCAAUUCCCUACCAGCUAGUGAUACAUUUGAACUGUAUCUGAUGUCUGUUCAUAUUCAAGGUUUUAUUGAGCGCUAAUGUAUUACUGUAUUGUGUGGUUGUUGGAAAUAAUUUUUUAUGAUGUUAAGAAUAAAAGUAUUGACCUGUCA
This is a messenger RNA of Oncorhynchus mykiss (rainbow trout), 1747 nucleotides long. Lineage: Eukaryota; Metazoa; Chordata; Actinopteri; Salmoniformes; Salmonidae. The record is from RefSeq and is a predicted model, not a curated record.